Messenger RNA from Leptomonas pyrrhocoris, 1072 nucleotides. Its product is annotated as putative mitochondrial glycosomal malate dehydrogenase (gMDH). Gene Ontology annotation, molecular function: L-malate dehydrogenase (NAD+) activity. Gene Ontology annotation, biological process: tricarboxylic acid cycle; carboxylic acid metabolic process. Gene Ontology annotation, cellular component: cytoplasm. The coding region runs from base 104 to 1072 and encodes 322 amino acids. The transcript has a single exon. NCBI's taxonomy places the organism in Eukaryota, Euglenozoa, Kinetoplastea, Trypanosomatida, Trypanosomatidae. The record is from RefSeq and is a predicted model, not a curated record.
AGAAUAACGCAACUUGCGCCUCUUCCCUCCGUAGCUUUCCCCGCCCACCACAAAAACACAUUUCUCUUCUUUUCACCCUAACACCUCCUACCCGUUUCUCAAAAUGGUGCACGUCUGCGUCGUUGGUGCUGCUGGCGGUAUCGGCCAGUCCCUGUCGCUGCUGCUGAUGCGCCAGAUGCCCUACGGCAGCACGCUGUCGCUGUUCGACGUUGUCGGCGCGCCGGGCGUUGCCGCGGACCUGUCGCACAUCGACAACGCCGGUGUGACGGUGAAGUACGCCGCCGGCAAGAUCGGCGUGAAGCGCGACCCCGCGCUGGCCGAGCUGGCCAAGGGCGUGGACGUGUUCGUGAUCGUGGCCGGCGUGCCCCGCAAGCCUGGCAUGACGCGCGACGACCUGUUCAAGAUCAACGCCGGCAUCAUCCUGGACCUCGUGCUGACCUGCGGCAGCUCCAGCCCCAAGGCGGUGUUCUGCGUCGUGACGAACCCCGUGAACAGCACCGUGGCCAUCGCAGCGCAGGCGCUGAAGAAGCUCGGCUGCUACGACAAGAACCGCCUGCUGGGCGUGUCGCUGCUGGACGGCCUGCGCGCCACCCGCUUCAUCAACGAGGCCCGCAAGCCGCUGACGGUGAGCCAGGUGCCCGUGGUGGGCGGUCACAGCGACGUCACGAUUGUGCCGCUGUUCCACCAGCUGCCCGGCCCGCUGCCGGACGAGGCGACGCUGGCGAAGAUCGUGACGCGCGUGCAGGUGGCGGGCACGGAGGUGGUGAAGGCGAAGGCGGGCCGCGGCUCGGCGACGCUGUCGAUGGCGGAGGCGGGUGCGCGCUUCGCGCUGAAGGUGGUGGAGGGCCUGACCGGCGCGGGCAACCCGCUGGUGUACACCUACGUGGACACCGACGGCCAGCACGAGUCCGAGUUCCUGGCCAUCCCCGUGGUGCUGGGCAAGACCGGCAUCGUGAAGCGCCUGCCGAUUGGCAGGCUGGCGCCGUCCGAGGAGAAGAUCCUGAAGGCGGCCCUGCCCACGAUCCAGAAGAACAUUGCGAAGGGCAACGAGUUCGCCAAGGCGAACCUGUAA